CAAAAACAGGCAGCUGUAGUUCAACUAUGAGCUGUUUAUUUUUUAUCAUUAUGGUUUAAUGCAUUUCUACAAACCAGACGUGUGAUUGUAACUCGUCCCUGCAGCUUCUCUCUCUCUCUCUUUCUCUCUCUCUGCAGCAGUAGCUCGUCACCGCCUCGCCUUGUGCCACGAGCUGAAACGAGCUCAGUGAACACUCUGCCUCCUCUCUCUAUCUCAGCCUUACUCUCCAGAUGUGCAGCAGCAUCGGUCCACAUCUGUUUUAAUGUCCUGAAACUCACAGAUAAACUCAUGGUUUUCAUCUACCAACUCCAAUGUGACCCAGCUUUUCUUUUUUUUUUUUUUUUAGCUUUUCUUUGAAAAUGUGUUUUGUUUUGUUUUUUUAAAAAGGCUUAAUUUCCAAAGUCUGACCAGAGUGAUUCAAAAUGCAGAUUUUAUUUUAUUUUUAAAGCAUGCUAGAGUUAUUUCAGGCUCCAAAGCGUUUUUUUUUUGUUUGUUUUUUAUAAUAAUAAUAUUAAUAAUAACUUGUUUUCUAUCAUUUCUACAGUGCCUAAGUUAAGACGAUGCAAUUUUGAAUGUUUUCACUUUUUUUGAAAAACAAGUGGCUUGUAAAAAUUUUUGUAGAUUUGUCUUUAUGGUAACACUAGCUCGUAUAGUGUGUUAGGCUUUUUUUUUCUUUCCGCUAUUAAACCAUUUAUUCCUUAAAAGUCUUUCUGUCAUGAGUUUUUAUUCUCUUGUGUGAAGGAAAUUACCUCAUGCGGAGUAUUUUUGUGAAACCUCCGGCCACCGCGCAAUCAGACUUUGUGUUUUCAGGUUUCUGUUUCCCAUCAGUCGUGCAGAAAGAAGCACAGAGAGGUUUUUAUCACAAGAGGAACUUGAGUUGAGGCUGGCAGCGCAGGAGGCGCUGUGGUUUUUGCAGCUUCGGAACGGACAGAGAAGCCGCGGACUUCCUGCUCACUGCUGACUGAGCUUCACUUCACAGAGUUUGUCUUUUUGAAGAAAUCUCACUGAUCGGCUGAAGAAGGACCCGACCCUCCAUCACCGUCUCUCUCAUCCGUCCUGAAAUCAGCGGAGACAUGAGCAUCUGUUUUAUUCUCGAUGGGAUUCUCAUCCUCUACGGCAUCAUCCUCACCGUCUUGUACUGCAGACUGAGGGUGAGACAAACGGUCCCUCAAAGCAGCAACCAACAGCCUGCUGAACAGCCUGAGAAAAAGCCCACUGAGGGACUCUAUGCGGGUUUGUAUGCUCCCACUAACGACACCUACGAGACCAUCAGAAUGGACAAAAAGUACAUCGUGUGAUCGGACGCAGACAAGUCGAUGCGUCUUUUAAAAACUUCAUACUGUAACUUGAAUUGUUUCCUCUUCUUAUUAUAUAAACACCUUUCUCUCCUCUCAUGUCAAACGUUUUACUCCCUAAACUUCUUAUCAUCAUUAAUGCCACAGUAUUUGCUAAAACUACUAAUUGAAUUUAAGUGUUAUGUGUUAUGGGUUGUUCGUAGUGGAUGGGCUGGAGUUUUACUCAAGUUACCAAGAAAACAGAAGUUUACCUACAGUAUGUCUCUGUUCAUGUUUCCCUUUUUGUAACGCUGUGCAAGUUCCCCUCAGAUCGUGUGAAAGACCAUACCUCAUCUUCACCUUUACAUACACGACUGCAUGUUAUAAUGAUGAUGGUGAUGAUGACGAUUUUUCAAAAAUAAACAAUUACUCAGAUUAAAAUCAGGUCAUGUGAAAAUAUGUGGAUAGAUAGAUAGAUGGAUAGAUAGAUAGAUAGAUAGAUAGAUAGAUAGAU
Solea senegalensis (Senegalese sole) is the source of this 1788-nucleotide messenger RNA. RefSeq names its product Fc receptor, IgE, high affinity I, gamma polypeptide like (gene fcer1gl). NCBI's taxonomy places the organism in Eukaryota, Metazoa, Chordata, Actinopteri, Pleuronectiformes, Soleidae. The record is from RefSeq and is a predicted model, not a curated record. Gene Ontology annotation, molecular function: IgE receptor activity. Gene Ontology annotation, biological process: cell surface receptor signaling pathway. Gene Ontology annotation, cellular component: Fc-epsilon receptor I complex. The coding region runs from base 1074 to 1298 and encodes 74 amino acids. The transcript is spliced from 5 exons.